Molecule: messenger RNA, 3303 nt
Organism: Procambarus clarkii (red swamp crayfish)
Lineage: Eukaryota; Metazoa; Arthropoda; Malacostraca; Decapoda; Cambaridae
Source: RefSeq, a predicted model, not a curated record
GGGUGUGGGAAGGUUGGGAGGCAGCUCGGUCAUGCUGUCAGUCGGGUGUGAGUGAGGCUAGCGAGCUCUUGCCUUCCUCCACUCUUUAAACACUCGUGAUGUGUUUCCUGUGACUUGUGUGAAACCAAACUCAAAGAUUCACGUUGUUUAAAUAUAUACUUAAGGAAUCAAACCACACACAAUGAUGUCCCAAGGUGUUGGAAUAAAUGUGAUGGAUCGUUUGCGUUUGGACUCGCCAGACAGAAGAACUGCUUGGAAAGAGGAAAAGGAACGCAAAUUGGCUAAGCUUAAGCAGUUGCGAGCAGAGAGAGAGAAGAGACGGAGAGAACAACUGUCAAAAGAGGCGCAGGAAGCAGCAGUACGGGCCAGCAAUGCACCUCGCGAUGACCAAGACUUGGACAAGAUGCUCUCCUCCCUUGGAGUGGCACCUGUCUCGGAUAAAGCAAUAGCACAAGACUUUGCACCUUGUGACGAGUGUAAAGGUGUUUUCACAUCUCUCGUUCAGCAGCACUCCGCAAUCAAAACUAUGCAUUUAGACGAGGUGUUGUCCAGUAUGUCGAGCAUGUCCUCGGAGCCAGGAGCUGAUCACAGUGGCUCGCCUGACAAGAGCUUGGAAGCCAAUGCUACAGCUUCUCCACGGACACCUAGUAAGAAGCCACCCCAGUUGUCAGUAGUGAGUGUGCAAGCCACGAACAUUCCCCCGCGUGAAACGGUUACCUACACCAAGGGAGUUCAAACUUCAGGAUCCGGGGAUGGCCACGGUUACUAUGAGGACUGGUGGAGGCCCCGCAAAGCCCAUGCCUUCGACUAUUACGACGAAUAUAAUCUAAACCCAGCGCUAGAAUGGGAUGAUGAAUUCACAGCUGAAGAGGAGGACAAUUCACUGACCAUGCUGGAUACACCGCCAAUAUACGGAGGGGGCCAUAACCGUCACCUGCCGCCAGGGAUACUCCCCACUGGGAUGCCUACGGUGCAAGAUGUAAAGCCAGCAUUAGCAACGGAAGCAGAGAAGAAAAUGGAAGAAGAGAAGCCACAGCCACCACGAGAAUUGUCAGACGAAGAGAAACAGAUGCUGAUGAUGACGGAAGAAUUUCACAGUUUCUUUGAUCGUACCACACGUGUUAUGGAACGAGCCUUGGCUGAAGAUGCCAACCUCUUUGUGGAUUAUUCACAUGACUAUGAAGAGGAUGGAGAAGCAAAUGAAAAUGGCGGAAUAAAAUUGUCUUUGAAUCGGUGGUUCUUCGAUGAGAGGUGGUCUCGUAACCGUUGUAUCACGUGCAUGGAUUGGUCCCCUCAGUAUCCAGAACUGUUAGUGGCAAGCUACAACAAUAAUGAGGACUCUCCACACGAUCCUGAUGGUGUUGCUCUAGUUUGGAACACCAAGUUCAAGAAGGACACGCCAGAAUAUAUCUUUCACUGCCAGUCCCCUGUAAUGUCUGCUACUUUUGCCAGGUUUCACCCAAAUCUUAUCAUUGGAGGUACUUACUCAGGGCAGAUUGUUUUAUGGGAUAACCGCAGUCAGAAGCGAACUCCAGUUCAACGGAGCCCCCUCUCCGCCUCUGCUCACACUCAUCCAGUGUACUGCAUGAAGGUUGUUGGCACACAGAAUGCUCACAACCUGAUCAGUGUGAGCACCGAUGGUAAGAUGUGCUCGUGGUCCCUUGACAUGCUGUCACAACCACAGGAGUCUAUGGAACUGCAACACAAACAAUCCCGGGCUGUUGCUGUAACUUGCAUGGCCUUUCCACAUGGUGAUGUCAACAACUUCAUCGUAGGAUCAGAAGAAGGAGCAGUCUUUACUGCUUGCCGCCACGGAAGUAAAGCCGGUAUCGUGGAUGCCUAUGAGGGGCACCAGGGUCCUGUGACGGGCAUAAGCACCCAUUCAACCCCUGGUCCCAUCGAUUUCUCUCAUCUCUUCCUUACUUCUUCCAUUGACUGGACAGUCAAGUUAUGGUCAGUGAAGCAUUGGUCAAUGAAGGAAACCAAACCACUGUAUUCAUUUGAAGACAAUGGGGAUUAUGUGUACGAAGUAGCCUGGUCACCAAUCCACCCGGCUCUCUUCACUACGGUGGAUGGCUCGGGGAGAAUCGAUCUUUGGAACCUGAAUCAAGAUACCGAGGUGCCAACUGCUAGCACAGUUGUUGAGGGCAGUCCAGCAUUAAACAGGGUGUCUUGGACAAAUUCUGGUCAACAAAUAACAGUUGGAGAUGACAUGGGCAAGAUCUGGAUCUAUGAUGUUGGAGAGCAACUAGCCUUACCACGUGCAGAUGACUGGGCUCGGCUUGUUCACACUAUGGGUGAGCUUAAGAACAACCAAGCUGAUGAUGACCAAUCCACUAGACACUAUGACUCGUCGUUUUCGUCGCUUACGUCACUUUCGUCGUCUCCUCUCAGAUAAAUUAUUGCUGUGUUAUCUAUUCUGAAUUAUAGCCACUUAAAUAAUUGGUGUUAGGACAUGAUUAUUAGUCUGCAAUGAUAAAUAAGCAAGGGAUAUAAAUUUAAUUUUGUAAUUUGCAAAUGGGUUUACAAUACCAAUAUUACAGUAAAUCAGGCAGUGCUUGGAAUUGUAUUAGGGGUAAAUUACGUAAUAAUGCACAGUAGUAUGAUGUUAUUGUGGUAUAUAAAGGAGUAUUUAUUGAUGUGAGGUGUGUAAUUCUGGUUAGAACAAACUUUAUAAUCUCGAUCGUGCAGGUCAUACCCAGUAUUGCAUUGCUGGGUCUAACAGUAUGAGUAUACAAAGAAAUCACACUAACGUGAUGUAUAUCGAUGAGAAAGUAUGUUGGAGCACCGAGGCAACCUGAACCAAUGAUGAGGGUAUCCCAGCUGUGCACCUUACACCAUGUUGCAGUACAGGGGUAAGUUAUGCUACUGUACCUGGUAUUCCACUGAAUCCACAGGAAAUAUAGAGACCAAUACAAAAUCCAAUUCAAGUUUUACAUAUGACAUGUACCCUGAUGUAGGUAAAUUCCAAGUUGUAUAAGUUAUACAAUCUGGGAUUUACCUACACCAGAGUGCAUGGGGGUUAUAUGUAAACCUUGUGCUUGAGUAGAAGCCACCAAACUGAUGUGGAUUCAGUGGAAUACCAGGUAGUAUAACUUGUGCCAUAUCAAGGUACAGGGGUAAGGUGUGCUACUGGAGCAUCCUCAUCUCUGGUUUGAGUUCUUUCAGUGCUCCAACUAAUUUUCUCAGUGUCAUGAGUUUUGUGGAGUACCUCUGUUGAGAGGAUUGUUAUUUGCCAAAUUUAAUUAAUAUAAGCACAAUUUAAAUAUUGAGCAGCCACUGUAAAAUAAAAAUACAAGUAGA